Trichechus manatus latirostris (Florida manatee) is the source of this 1590-nucleotide messenger RNA. It is a transcript of the gene TRIML1, whose product is annotated as tripartite motif family like 1. The record is from RefSeq and is a predicted model, not a curated record. Gene Ontology annotation, cellular component: cytoplasm. Lineage: Eukaryota; Metazoa; Chordata; Mammalia; Sirenia; Trichechidae. Gene Ontology annotation, molecular function: ubiquitin protein ligase activity; protein binding. The coding region runs from base 1 to 1425 and encodes 474 amino acids. The transcript has 6 exons. Gene Ontology annotation, biological process: protein ubiquitination; regulation of gene expression; innate immune response.
AUGUCCCUCCUUGACAAAAUGUCUACAGCAGAUUUGAUGGAAAACCUCAGAGAAGAACUAACCUGUUUCAUCUGCUUGGACUAUUUCACCAGCCCAGUGACCACUGAGUGUGGACAUAGCUUUUGCCUGGUGUGUCUUCUCAGGAGCUGGGAGGAGCAUAGCACGCCCGUAUCCUGUCCCGAGUGCUGGAGGACCUUGGCGAUCCCUCAUUUCCAGCCCAAUGAGCGUUUGGGGAGGCUGGCCAACAUUGGCAAGCAACUCAGGUCCCAGGUGCUGCAGAGUGAGGACGAGCAAGGCAGCUACGGGAGAAUGCUGGCAGCCACUAAAGUGUUCUCUGAUGACGAGCAGAGUGUAAACUCUUACUCAACCCAAAGUCACGGGAUAAACAGAGGGUGUCUCUCCAAUGAGGCUGAGGAGUACCACAAAGAGAAACUCCAGGAGAUCCUAAAUACGUUGCGUAAGAGGAAAAAGGAAGCUCAGGCUAUCUUAACCCACGAGAAGGAGAGAGUGAUAUUGUGUAAGGAAGAGACAAAGAGUUGUAAACAGGUAGUUGUGUCAGAAUAUAUGAAGAUGCAUCAGUUCCUGAAGGAGGAGGAACAGCUGCAACUCCAGCUACUAGAAAAGGAGGAAAGAGAGAACCUGAAGAAACUGAGGAGCAACGAGAUCCAGCUGACCCAACAAAUCAGAAGCCUGAGCAAAAUGAUGGACCAGAUAGAGUCCGUGUGUCAGAAUUCAAGUACAGAAUCGUUUGAGGAAGUGAGAGAAGCCCUGGAGAGGAGUGGCCCACUCUUGCACCAGUGCCCCGAGGCCACCACCACGGAGCUGAGUCUCUGCCGUAUCACAGGAAUGAGGGAGAUGCUAAGAAAAUUCAGCACGGACAUCACUCUGGAUCCAGUCACAGCCAAUGCCUACCUCGUCCUGUCGGAUGAUCUGAAAAGCGUUAAACACGGAGGAAUCAGACAGCAGUUACCGGACAACCCAGAAAGAUUUGACCAGUCUGCAACCGUGCUGGGGGCCCAGACCUUCACCUGCGGGAGACACUACUGGGAGGUGGAAGUGGGGAACAAGACCGAGUGGGAAGUGGGCAUCUGCAAGGACUCAGUGAGCAGAAAGGGGAACCUCCCAAAGCCCCCUGGGGACCUCUUCUCACUCAUUGGUUUAAAGAUUGGAGACGAUUAUAGUCUUUGGGUGUCUUCGCCUUUAAAAGGUCAACAUGUCAGAGAGCCUGUGCAGAAGGUUGGUGUUUUCUUGGACUACGAAUCUGGACAUAUAGCAUUCUACAAUGCGACGGAUGAGUCCCUCAUCUAUAGUUUCCCUCCAGCCUCUUUCCAAGGCGCUCUCCGACCUAUCUUUUCCCCUUGCCUCCCAAAUGAAGGCACGAACACUGCCCCUCUUACCGUCUGCACACUGAAUCGCCACGCCUGACGGAGGUGCUCCCGAGCCUUCUCUACCACCAGCGGAUGACUAUUGAUUAACAUGAUUAAUGCAUUGACAGUAUUAACCGUCAGAUGAGCCCAACAAAAAGCCCGCCUCCCUAGGAAUUUCCUUUAUCUUGAGCCCACAAUGGACAGCCAAAUUAGACAGCCAACA